Formica exsecta is the source of this 3681-nucleotide messenger RNA. RefSeq lists its product as uncharacterized. Lineage: Eukaryota; Metazoa; Arthropoda; Insecta; Hymenoptera; Formicidae. The transcript has 8 exons. The record is from RefSeq and is a predicted model, not a curated record. Bases 1422 to 2162 code for a protein of 246 amino acids.
CAACAACACCUGUCGUUACGACGGCGAACGUCUGGCUUUCCGCUAGUCUGACGUAUAUACGGCUGUCGCAGGUUCUCCCGAGAUUCUUGUCGCGUAGUCCUGCCGCCUGCGCAUUGAUUGUCGUUCUCUUUUUCCAGCGCGAUUUAUUUAUUUUCUUCGUUACGCGUUAGUCGCGCAGCGAGAUUGUCAUCCGGGUGUGUUGUUUGUUGUUAUUAUUGUUAUUGCGUACGAAAAAUUGUGUCAGGUCCAAUCACGAAAGAACUUUUGAUCCAAGGGAUGUCUCGCAGUGAUAGUGUGGAAAAAUAAGGUGAAGAUUGAUACUUCGUGAUCGCUGAUAGACGAGGAUGAUAGUCAAGGAGUUGUUUGCGCGAACAUUGCGAGACGUCGCGACGCUGGGUCGACGAAUUAAGCAUCGCGACUUCGGUUUUACGUAAUGUCGAUCCACUGCUACUGCUACCAACACCGUUGGGGGAACUUGUCAAGGUCACGGAUCGCGGAAAACGCACUGCAGGUCCGUAACGAGACAUCGUUGCUGAAGCCACCAUUGAUUCUACUAGUCUAGUGAAGAGCGAAGAGUUUCAUAAGUCGAGAGAGCGGAAUCCCCUGAAGAAAUUAAAAAAGGUGAAAAAAAAAAUCAAGAGAAUAAACAAAUCCACUAUUUAACGGGAUUUAAAGGAUUGAGAAAGAGGCGCAGAAUCAAGAAAAAAGAAAGAGACGAAAGAAACUUAAGACGUUAAGAAAGGUGAUGAAAUUAAUAAAUCUGAGAGAUUGGCAAAGAGAUGAGAAACGGGAGAAACACUGAGAAAAAAAUCGGAGAAACUGAAAAACUGAGAAAAAUUUGGGAAAAAAAUGAGGAUUGAAUAAUAUUUAAUGUAUAUAAGCAAAAUUAGAAAAGUUAUAGAGAUAAACGGAAUUGACUAAAAUGAGAAAUUGACGAUAUUGAAUAAAAAGAUAACAUGCGGAAAAUAAAAUAUAAAAAUAAAAGAGAAAUUGUGAAAAAAGUGAAAAAUGCUAAUUAAAUGUCAAGAUAUAGAAUGAUUCUUCAUUUUUUAUAAAUAUCUCUUUUCAAAUAUCUUAUUCGAAUUUUUUAAAUAUUGAGAAAAGCAAACAUUUUCUCGAUUUGUCUCUUCUCUCUUUCGUCGAUUUUAAUUUUCUGCUCGAUUCAAGCUAACAUCGUAACAUUGAUUCUUGAAUUAUUACGGAAAUAAAUUUGAAUUAAAACGAUAUCCGCGCGCAUGCUUCUCGGAAGAAAUAAAACUGAAAAAAAGAUAUCAUCAGACAUUCUCGAAAAAAAUACCUAACAAAGCUCAAAGGCGAUACUUGGACCUUGCUUGCGCAAAACGUCGUGAUCGCAACGGCGAAGGACGCCGGAUGCCUGACGUCGCGACGCUUCGCGGGACUUGACGAGAGCAGACAGGACGAUGAGCGUCAGAAUAGUUGUGAGUGUCACCGAGCUUACAAAUAUGGAUGCCAAGGAUCGCUACCUCGUCGAAGGCAUCGCGCUCUCUACAGCCACCGAGGAUGUGGGAGACGGGCCCCAAGGGCACGAAAACGACACCGAUUCAUAUUCGUUGUCUCAUCUUGAUCCACCUACCGAUAGUGUUUACAUGAUAUGUGGAGUGCUGAUCGCUAUGGUUCUGGUCGGCAUCUUAAUCGUCCUGCUCGCCGUAACGAUCAGCAAGCUGCGGAAACGCGAGGAUCAGUCGAGCACGGACGCGGUGCACCCUGAAGCUACGGUGGUGCAGACGGCGACCUCGCCCGGGACGAUCGGGACGGCGCCGACGACACACCCCGACGAUUGCUGCACGCAGAUAUCCUCCUCCACGACCACUAUAUCGACCGAUAUCGGCAACAGUGUUUGCAAUGAACACGUCUAUGCUGCGACUACGGUCACGCCGUCCGCCAAUCCCGUCGAGCCGUUCGCGUGGCAAUUCCCGCCCCCGUAUCCACCACCCCACCUGCCGCCAGCGCAAUACACGUUGUACAACGAUCAGGAUACUCUUGUACACGCCUUGCCGUCGCAUAGGCCUGGAUUCGCGAAGGGCUUCCGCAAGAAUCUCGGCGGACGCUGGCGUCGGUUGGUAAAACGGAAAGCCGAAUCGGAUACCUGUGCCAUUCCCCCCGAACUGAAGGAUCAGUUGAAGACCAUCUAUGUCUAUUGACGAGUGAAAGCCUGUCCUGAGAAAGAGUCUUUAAAAAUUAUCAAUAAAAAUCUGUCAAACAUGAAAAAAAAUUGAUAAAAACAAGAAGAGACUCUAGUCAAAAAGUCGAAAAAGAUAUGAAAGAGAUUGACAGGAAUGAAAAGAAAAUUAGGAGAAAAAUGAAAAGGAUAUGAGGAGUUGCUAAGAAUAUGAAAAUGAGUGAUAAAAACACAGAGAUAACUGAUAAUAAUGAAAAUGGCUAAAUAAAAUGCGAAGAAGAUUGGUAAAAAGAAGAAGAAUUGGCAAUGGAUUGAAAUAUGUUCAGGGAAGGAACAGUGUGGGUCGAUUUAAUGAUAGUUGACAUAUCAGAAAGUGCCUGAAGAAGAUGCCUGAUCGAAGUGCCUUCUUUUAUUCCACGAGCGCCUUUCUCACGAGACUGAUACCGCGAAGAAACCGCGAUACAUGGGUGCGACAAAACGAGUUAUCUCGUAGCUUCUGCCUAUACGUUUCUGCGCACUUAUAGUAUAAUCGAUAGAUCGCCGUAUUUCGGGUAAUUAACUAGUAUUAGUAUGUCGGCUUGAUUUACGGAAAAUACGAGCAGCCUGCGAUCAAUUAUUCAGCGAGUUUCAAUAUUUUCCAAAACUCAAUUCCUAAAUCUGUUUUGGAUUAGUCUCGAUCGAAUCUCGAUUUACAGUUUCAGUAAGUCAAUAAUCGCGAUCUCGAGAGGAAAUUCAAUAUUGUAAAACUUUAAGUAUUAUUUAUUAAGAAAAACAGUAGUAUAUAAUUUUCCUAAAGUGCAAACUAGUCGUAUGAUGGAUGGGAAAACGCAGCUGCUGUGUCAUCGUGCGUUAUAUUACUCUGACGAAAUAACACAACGAAACCAGCAACAAUCCGUUCUUUAUUUAAUUUAUAAGUAAACAAAGCGUUCAAAGCUAAAGUGGAUCAAAGAUAUAUUUUAAAAGGUUUUUUUUUUUGGAUACUAUUACAUAUCUAAAGCUAAAUUUACAAAUAGAAUAGACUUGAUCCAUUUUGGCUUUAUCUCGUGAAUUUCUUCUUGGGCAGUAGAUUUUUAAUCUACCUUUUGUAUAAACAAAGUCGAUCGUCCGCUUGCUCGUUUCCGUAAUUAAUUUUCGUAGCCGCUGACCUAAACAUGUAUAAAUAAAAUGUAGCGAUUUUUGGAUGUUCGCGGGAUAUAUGAUUUAAUCAACAAAUGGACUUUGGUAUUCCUAAAAUCCUCGGGAGCCUGAAGAGAAGAGGGUUCUAGGAUUCAUGAAUCCAAAAGUUCCUCCCGCUUAGAACAGAAUACGGCGCGUAAUAAUAAUAAGAUAGGCCAAUUUAUAAGUUUGAGUCGAAUUAUUAUGACGGCUCAUAUUGAGCUCGCAUCAUUGUAACGCUGACGUGAUAUUUCAUUUGUACGCUCGCAUUAGGCCUUUGACCGUUAUUGAUUCACAAUUUAAUAUGUAUUCGACGAGAAAAUAAAGUAUUAUAAUAAAUAUUAUAUUAUUUAAAGGAUUAUAACAAAAUAUAAUGUUUAAGAAUA